Molecule: messenger RNA, 1092 nt
Organism: Impatiens glandulifera
Lineage: Eukaryota; Viridiplantae; Streptophyta; Magnoliopsida; Ericales; Balsaminaceae
Product: cell division control protein 2 homolog
Exons: 10
Coding region: 1-1092 (363 amino acids)
Biological process (GO): protein phosphorylation; G1/S transition of mitotic cell cycle; signal transduction
Cellular component (GO): cyclin-dependent protein kinase holoenzyme complex; nucleus; cytoplasm
Molecular function (GO): cyclin-dependent protein serine/threonine kinase activity; cyclin binding; ATP binding
Source: RefSeq, a predicted model, not a curated record
AUGCGCUCUCUACAGUGGAAGGAUAACUUGUUGGGUGCGGUUCAAGUGCCAUUAAGCCCAAUAGUCUAUAUGGUAAUCCCUGGUCUUAACCCAGAAGGAUACUAUCUUCUUUCUAAACUGCUAUGUCUUUGUCCUGAAAGAAGAAUCACAGCUUUUGAUGCCCUGCAACAUCCAUACUUUACCAAUUACCAUAUAUUUUCUGGUAAGGGAUCUAUACAAGGAACUCCUAGUAAAGCUUACAUGGGUCAAGCCAUGGAUUCCAAGAAACCUGUUAUCGUGAAGAUUUUCGAUCGUAUCAAGUUAAAUGAAGGCAUCUCAAGUGCAGUAAUAAGAGAAAUUGCUUUCCUGAAAGAGAUGGAUCAUGAAAAUAUUGUAAGUGUGAUAGAUGUUGUUUUUACUGGUAUGAAGAUACACCUUGUUAUGGAGGCUGCAGACAUGAACCUUAGACAGUUUAUAGAUGAACACCCUAAAGGGGUAUCAGAUCGACAUGUGAGAAAGAAUCUGUUGUAUCAACUUCUGAAAGGACUUGAUUACUGUCAUUCUCAAAAAAUAAUUCAUCGGGAUUUAAGGCCAGAAAGUUUGAUGAUUAACCGAGAUCCACUUACACUGAAGAUAUCAGACUUUGGAACAGCAAGAGACUUUCAGGUUCCAGUGAAGGCGCUGACUAUAAUAGACAGGGCAAAGUGUGUAUUGUAUAUGCCACCUGAAAUCUUGUAUGGGAAAUGGAGAUACACGGCUUCAGUUGACAUGUGGGCUGCUGGUUGCAUAUUUGCUGAAAUUGCUAGGGGAAAGCCUCUCUUCCAAAUCGGAUCCAAUGAUUAUCAUAUGACCAGUGAUAUUUAUCAAAUGCAGAAGAUACUCAGCGUUUUAGGGACACCAAAUGAAGAUCUAUGGCCAGGAGUUUGUGAAGUAUUCCAUAACAUAAAUUCUAUCAAAUUGAUUCCGUCCAUGGAUCUACAUGAGUUGGUUCCAUGUCUUGAUCCAGAAGAAAUGGAUCUUUUGAAACAAAUGAUUUGCCUGAAUCCCAGUGGAAGAAUCAUGGCUGCUGAUGCGCUCAAGCUUUCUUACUUUGACGAUCUUCGAGCUGCUUGA